Apodemus sylvaticus (European woodmouse) is the source of this 1255-nucleotide messenger RNA. RefSeq names its product aldo-keto reductase family 1 member C15. Lineage: Eukaryota; Metazoa; Chordata; Mammalia; Rodentia; Muridae. Gene Ontology annotation, cellular component: cytosol. The coding region runs from base 39 to 1013 and encodes 324 amino acids. The record is from RefSeq and is a predicted model, not a curated record. Gene Ontology annotation, molecular function: steroid dehydrogenase activity; aldose reductase (NADPH) activity; ketosteroid monooxygenase activity. Gene Ontology annotation, biological process: steroid metabolic process. The transcript has 9 exons.
AGAAAGGACAGAGUCCGACUGGCUGGGCUGUGGGUAUCAUGGAUCUCAAAAACAGUCGUUCAGUGAAACUGAAUGAUGGACACUUAAUGCCAGUGCUUGGGUUUGGCACGUUUGCGUCUGGAGAGGUUCCAAAGAGCAAGGCUAUGGAGGCCACCAAAAUAGCCAUUGAUGUAGGUUUCCGUCACAUAGAUGCAGCUUACUUCUAUCAAAAUGAGGAAGAAGUUGGACAGGCCCUCCGAGACAAGAUAGCUGAUGGAACUGUGAAGAGGGAGGAUUUGUUCUACACCACCAAGAUCUGGAGUACUUUCUUUAGACCAGAGUUGGUUCGUCAGUGCCUGGAGAGAUCACUGAAGAAACUUGGGCUGGAUUAUGUAGAUCUCUGCAUUAUUCAUAUACCGUUUGCUAUGAAGCCUGGAGAAGAACUUAUGCCAAGGGAUGCAAAUGGAAAAGCCAUUUUAGAAACAGUGGACAUUCGUGAUACAUGGGAGGCCCUGGAGAAGUGUAAGGAUGCAGGCUUAUCAAAAUCUAUAGGGGUGUCUAAUUUUAACCACAAACUGCUGGAAUUGAUUCUGAACAAACCAGGGUUGAAAUACAAGCCCACCUGCAAUCAGGUAGAAUGUCACCCAUACCUAAACCAGAGCAAACUUCUGGAGUUCUGCAAGUCCAAAGACAUUGUUCUAGUUGCGUACAGUGCCCUGGGAUCGCACAGAGACUCAAACUGGAUCAGCAGUGAUAGCCCGUAUCUCCUAGAGGAUCCUCUCUUAAUGACCAUUGCCAAGAAACACAAUCGAACUCCAGGCCAGGUUGCCCUGCGUUACCAGCUGCAGAGGGGUGUGGUGGUUCUGGCCAAGAGCUUCAAUGAGAAGAGAAUCAAAGAGAACUUCCAGGUGUUUGACUUUGAAUUGACCUCAGAGGACAUGAAAGCAAUUGACAGCCUCAACAGAAAUUUUCGAUAUUCUAAAAUGUCAUUUGCGAUGGAUCACCCUUACUAUCCAUUUUUUGAGGAAUAUUGAACACGAGCUGCUAAAUAUUUUGGAGACUUUCCUCCUUCCAGGCAGUGUGUAGCUGAGUUUGGUGGGGUGGCUAAGAAGCAGUAUCCUUGUCUUGUGCCUGUCUAAUGUCACAAAACUACGAAUCACAAGUGAGGCCAUUUGUUUUUCCUGAUGAUUAAAAAUUACAGAAAAUUACAGAAAAUUACAGAAAAAUUAUAGAGAAUUUACCAGAUAAAAGGAAAUAUUUGGUGUAGUUUCCUUGA